This is a messenger RNA of Gossypium raimondii (Peruvian cotton), 2361 nucleotides long. RefSeq lists its product as uncharacterized. Lineage: Eukaryota; Viridiplantae; Streptophyta; Magnoliopsida; Malvales; Malvaceae. The coding region runs from base 1690 to 2178 and encodes 162 amino acids. The record is from RefSeq and is a predicted model, not a curated record. The transcript is spliced from 4 exons.
UAGCUCAUAUAUUUUGUUAUUUUAUUUUUCUUAUUAUUGUUUUCCACUGCUGCUUUCACUGCCGAUUUUAGGGUAUUUUAUGCACAAAGAUUAAAUUAUUUUUAAGAUUAAAUUUUCAGUUAUUUUAUUUUUCUUAUUAUUGUUUUCUUAAAUUUGAAGCUGAGAAGUCCUUAUUGUGGACGAAACUAAGAUAAUUGAGACCAGAAACUAAGAUAAAAUUUUCGUUGAAUGUGUGUUUAAUCGUAAAAGUAUGUGGGUUUUUCUGCUUCACUUGCUGAUGACUUGUGAGCCUGUAUUUUGUAAUGCUGUUCUCAUUUCAAAAGAUUCUGGUUUUAUCCUGUUGCCGCCUAUCUCAAAAGCCUGGCAUAUGACCUUUCCUGGCUUGGUAUUGUAAGAAUUUUGAGCUAUUUAGACUUGAAAUUCAAUUCAAUUCCAGAUUGAUCGAGUUUCCAACUUGAGGUUGAUGUGAUAUAAAAUUUGAAUCGAUGGAUUUGCUUCUAUUAUGCUCAUUUAUUCUGUAAAAGAUGAAUUUAAUUUCUUUAUAUUCAACUUUAAAAUUAAUUAAUUAUGUUUGUUAGUUUAACUUAAGAUUUUCUAACAGUAAAACUCUUUUUUUUUUGGGGGUAAAAAUUGAUUAAGUUUUGGAGUUAUUUGAGUAUUAUUACAUCUGAAUUUGGUUUAUUAAGCUUUGAUUCAUCAAUGAUCAAGUUUAAAAUUUUAUGGAAUCGAAUACAAGUAAUUUACAAUUACCUUAUCUCAUAUAAACAUCUGAAUUUGGUUUAUCUCACAUUAUCUUUUGCUAUAUGUUUGUAAUGUUUAAGAUUAAAUUUUCUUAUUUAUGCGAUGAAUCUACUGAUGGGAUUAGGUGGAUGUGGUGGAGUUUUAUGCAAUAAUAAGAGAAUUAUGUUGGCUUUGUUCUCUAGUACUUUGCAAGCAUCUGACUCUCAUUUUUGCAGAACUAUUAACCAUUAAAAUAGCAUUUGAUGUUUUUGUUAAAACUUUGUCUUGUUAUUGAAUCUUAUUCAUGUAAUGUUAUGAGUUGGAUUGUUAACAAUGGGAAUCAAACCUUGGUUGUAUUGGAAUGUUUUUGAGGAGAUUAAUAAACAAGUGGAAGAUAUUGGUGUUGUUAGCUUUGUCAAUGCAUUUAGGAAAGCUAGUAGGAUGGCUGAUACUAUAGCUAAGGCUGGUUUUGAAAAAUCUAACAUGUUUACUACCUACUGGAAAUGCAAUUUAGGUUUUCUUGUGUCAUAUAGAUACUUUUUAAUGUAUCUUCAAUUUUUUGGGAAAUAUUUGUUUUAAUAUUUUUAGUAUAUUUGAUAUAGUAUAUUUUUUAAAUUUAUUUUAUGUAACAUAAUAUUUAAAAAAAAAAAAGGGGCUGACCGAGCCCGGGUUUAACAUAUAUAAUCUGGGUCGGGUUUGGAUAAAAAAUUAAACCCAUUUUUUGGGCCGAUCCUGGGGCCUAACAAUCAGGCCUAAGAUUUUGGUUGGACCCGACCCAUGUACACUUCUAGCUGAAACCAAUUAUAUUAUUUGGGAUAAAAAACCCUAAAUGGUAAUAUUCAAUUCUCAGUUUUCAGCUUUGCAGAGUUUUUCAACCAAACGCAGGGAAACCUUUGCCCAAAAUACUCGACGCCAUUGUUAUUUAAUACCAGAAAAAAAAAAUUGAGUAAAUCCAUUCGUUUCAUUCAUAUGGGGAAGGAGAAGGAAGAAACUUUAGGAAAUACUAACAUUGAAGAUGCCAAUUGGCUUUGUUCACUUUCUGAAUCCGAACUUGAUUUGUUGAUUAGCCUAAAGAAGCUAGCCCUGAAACGUGCUAGUGCAAUUGGGCAUGUUCAAUUGGCUAAAAAGUUCGAUCUGAAGAUGCUUCGAGCCCUUGGCUUCGUUUUGAUGGAGUGUGUGAAAGAAAAGGUUAAGGACUUGUCAGUUAUUCCGGGAAUGGAUGAGAAUGUUACAUUUCUUGAUUCUUCCAAUUUACUAAAAUGUAAGGUAGAUGAGGUGAUGAGCAUUGAAGAGCUAAAUGAAUGCAUUGCAAUUGAAACAAGGAAGGAAUUUCGCAAAAGACCGCGUGGAAAGGAUGCCUUAGUUAGAAGUAGUAAGAGACGCAAAGCAGACGAUGACGAAGACGAAGAAACAGCAGAAGAUUAUUAUCCAGCAUUUACAUUCCAGGAUGAUAAGUAGAAAGUUUUGCUACUUCCAUCACUUGUAGUGUAUAGCCAUUCAAGGAUAAUAACUUAAUUUUUUUGGCCAAGAGAAAGCAUUUUUAUUAAGCUUGAAAAACAAAAUCUAAUGUCAAUACCAAGAACAUUUGAAAACUGAAUACCCCCAUUCGGAGGGAGAUUUAAACUUAAUAAUUCAAAGUAA